AUGCAUCAAGAGAUUUCACCACAGAUUGAUUUCGAUCUCUCUAAUGAAACGCCUGAAGAAUAUGAUAUAAAACAGCAAUCUGUAAUCGUGAAUCUUUUCGGUGGCAGGAAGCCAGUAUGCCUACAUUUUCCAACUGCUGUUCGCACAAAGAUCUUUGAUUUGAAGCAAAUUAUCUUUAAUCGCUUGUUGAUUGAUCCUGAAGAGCAACAAUAUUAUACUAUCGCUGGAAAAUGGUUGAGUGAUUCUAUUCAAGUUUUUGACUCUGACGAUGUCGAGUUUGUAACUUUAAAUCUUAAACUUCGAUUGUUUGGUGGUAAAGGUGGGUUCGGGUCGAUGCUCAGGGCACAAGGUGGUAAAAUGGCCAGUCAAAAAACUACUAAUUUUGAGGCUUGUCGUGACUUAAAUGGCAGAAGACUAAGAACUGUCAAUGAGGCAAAAAGAUUGGCUGAUCUUCUUGAACAAGAGCCAGAAAGAAAACGUGCUCGUAAAGAAAAAUUACUAAAAAAAAUUGAAGAAGGAAUGGUCGAACAGCCAACAAAGAAAAUACGCUUUGAUGAUACUGAAUAUCUUAAGGCUAGCGAAGAAAUGAAAGAAAAAGUACAUGAUGCAGUAUGUGAAGCUAUGUCGAAAAAGUCAAAUUCUAAUGCUAGUAGUAGUUCUGCUGUCAGUAAUUCAAAGGCGCUCUCAUUAUGGGAUGUCGUUGAAAGUGGAUCUGAUAGCAGUGAAGAUGAUGCAUCUGAUGUUGAUAGUGGCGAUUAA
Messenger RNA from Dentiscutata erythropus, 759 nucleotides. The record is from the annotation of a GenBank genome assembly. NCBI's taxonomy places the organism in Eukaryota, Fungi, Glomeromycota, Glomeromycetes, Diversisporales, Gigasporaceae.